AUGCACAGUGAUACUGAGGCUAGCUUCAUCUCCAAGAAGUCGCCGUUAACCACCGUAAGAUUCGCUGUGAAGAUGCCACGUGUUGCAGCGGAAUCCCAAGAAAUCUCUUUUGACGGCGGCAACGAGUCACCGACGCUCGGCGAACUACUGAGAGAUCUCGAAGACGGUCACAGGAAGAAAGACUCCGUCGAAGAAGCUUCUAUUCAUCACAUAUUGGAUUUCGCUUCUCCUGAAACAAGACCUGUGCCGUUUCUCUUAUCCUUCAACAAUCUCACCUACGAUGUCCGGGGAAAGGCAGCUUCCGUGAAAACUCUACUCAACGAUGUUUCCGGCGAGGUUCGCGACGGCGAAAUCCUAGCCGUUCUCGGUGCAAGCGGAGCCGGAAAGUCCACGCUGAUCGACGCGCUUGGGGGGAGAGUGAGUAGCUUGAGAGGCACGGUAACUCUAAACGGAGAGAAAGUUUUGCAAACUCAACUCCUAAAAGUGAUAUCAGCAUACGUCAUGCAAGACGAUCUCUUGUUUCCCAUGCUGACAGUUAAAGAAACACUUAUGUUUGCUUCUGAGUUUCGUCUCCCGAGAAGCUUCUCCAAGUCCAAGAAAAUGGAACGUGUUCAAGCCCUAAUAGACCAAUUAGGGCUCAGAAACGCGGCGGAUACGAUAAUAGGAGACGAAGGACACCGUGGUGUUUCCGGUGGAGAGAGGCGACGCGUGUCGAUCGGUAUCGACAUCAUCCACGACCCUAUCGUGUUGUUCCUCGACGAACCUACUUCGGGGCUGGACUCCACAAAUGCCUUUAUGGUGGUGCAAGUUCUCAAACGUAUCGCUCGUAGUGGCAGUAUGGUAAUUAUGUCGAUACAUCAACCUAGUGCUCGUAUCAUAGACUUGCUUGAUCGUCUUAUCAUCUUAUCUCGCGGCAUGAGUGUGUUCAGUGGAUCUCCGACAAGUCUUCCUCAGUUCUUGUCUGAUUUCGGACAUCCAAUGUCGGAGAAAGAGAACAUCACAGAGUUCGCACUUGACCUAAUCCGACAACUUGAGGGAUCCACCAAAGGAACCAAAGAGUUAGUUGAGUUCAACGAGAAAUGGCAACGAGAAGUGUCAUCCACGUCAAUGACCACUCCUUACAAAGCCUUGUCUCUAAAAGAAUCCAUCAUUACAAGUGUCUCAAGAGGCAAACUAGUCUCCGGCUCGACUAGCUCCAACUCCAUCUCCAUGGAGACAGUAUCAUACGCAAACACGCCAUUGGUCGAGACAUAUAUAUUAUCCAAACGUUACAUGAAAAACUGGUCACGUACCCCCGAGCUCAUAGUAACAAGGAUCGCUACCGUCAUGGUGACUGGUCUUAUCUUAGCAACUAUAUACUGGAGGCUAGACAACACUCCACGAGGUGCACAAGAGAGAAUGUCUUUCAUUGCAUUCGCUAUGUCCACAAUGUUCUACACUUGUGCAGACAACAUCCCUGUCUUUAUCCAAGAACGUUACAUUUUCUUGAGAGAGACAACGCACAAUGCAUACAGAACAUAUUCAUAUGUCAUCUCUCACGCUCUUGUGUCUCUACCUCAGCUACUAGCUCUCUCCAUUGCAUUUGCUGCGACCACGUUCUGGACAGUUGGUUUAAGCGGCGGGUUUGAGAGCUUCUUCUUUUACUGCCUCAUCAUCUACGCAGCGUUUUGGUCUGGUUCCUCUUUCGUUACAUUCAUAUCCGGUCUUAUUCCGAGUGUCAUGAUAAGUUUCAUGGUCACUAUUGCUUAUCUUUCCUACUGUCUACUGAUGAGUGGAUUCUUCAUUAACCGUGAUCGGAUACCGAGUUACUGGAUUUGGUUUCAUUACAUUUCGUUGGUUAAGUAUCCUUAUGAAGCUGUAUUGAUUAAUGAGUUUGAUGACCCAUCUCGGUGUUUUGUAAGAGGAGUUCAAGUAUUUGAUGGUACGCUUUUCGCCAAAGUGCCUGAUGCGAUAAAGGUUAAGUUUUUUGAUACACUGGGUAUCUCUCUAGGAACGAAGAUAACGGAGUCCACAUGCUUGAGAACAGGGCCUGACUUGCUUUUGCAGCAAGGUAUAUCUCAGUUGAGCAAAUGGGAUUGCUUGUGGAUUACGUUUGCUUGCGGUAUCUUCUUUAGAAUCUUGUUUUACUUGUCUUUGUUGUUUGGAAGCAAGAAUAAGAGGACGUAA
Eruca vesicaria subsp. sativa (arugula) is the source of this 2166-nucleotide messenger RNA. The record is from the annotation of a GenBank genome assembly. NCBI's taxonomy places the organism in Eukaryota, Viridiplantae, Streptophyta, Magnoliopsida, Brassicales, Brassicaceae.